CUUGAUCAUUUAUAUCCAUAUCGAAUUGUUGGAUGGCAUACAAAGAGGAGUUUUUUAAAGUCUGUCUUUAAACGGCUGUACAAAAACUCCAGCAGAGAACAUGGCACAUUGAGAUACUUUCGGGAAGUGCUUAACAGAAGAAAUGUGACAGUUGACAUCAAGCACUACGAACACUGUGAGCAGUUCUUCAUGAGUGUUGGUCACUGUUAUCUGAUUGAAGCACUGCUUCAGUUCUUCAAGAUGGAAGAUAUUAAAGGGUUGCCAAAAGAGAACGAUCCUUUUCUCCAUCACAAUGAAAGUGAUGAAGAAAAGAAGGCCCAUGUUUUAGAAGUACUGGACAAGUUUGUUCAACAGUUUCUUUGUCCAACUGAUGUUGAUGACAGUACUGACUCUUUAGAUGAUGACAGCACUACCUCAGAUGGUGUAUUUAAUUAUGCACUCAACCUAUUGAAGUCAUUUAUGGUUCUUCUGGAUUGCAAGGAUGCUGUAGCUUCUGGAAAUGGUGAGCAUUUGGCCACAAUCCAGAAACAGAUGUUAUUCUAUUUCUCAUCUGUUUCUGGAUAUAAUGUUUAUGCCAUUGAGAUGCUUAUAUUUACCAUCCAGAAUGAAAUAUUGUUAUCACCUCGAGAAGCACAUCAGUGUAAGUGGGCAGCUUUGGCUAACUGGAGCGGAGGUAAAGACAAAAACAUAGAGAUUGAUUUAUUACAGGAAAACCGGAAUGCAGAUCUCAAAGGGCUUAUUCGGAUGAUGGGGGCCAACAAGACAGAGAAAGCCAUUGGGAGGAUGAGUAAAGCUGCUGGAGGGGUACGUAAGAUCGUUGAUGUGUUCGACGAACAGGCAUCCAUUAGACGUAAAUCUUCAGCCCAUUCCCAUCGGUCAUCGUCUGAAGAUGAGAAUAAAAUCUCCUCAGAUUUGCACAAAUUAAAGCCCUUCGCUUUCCUGGGUGGUCGAUCUCACUCUUCAUUUGUGGGGAUUUCUUCAGACCCAUUGGAAGAUUUAAAUGAAGAAGCGUUUUGUGAAUGGCUUAAGCGACAUCAAAGGAAUAUUGCAUUGCAUUUCCCAACAGUUGAAGAAGCACCUACUGUACAUGCAGAUGCAGAGGAUGAUGAACAAAGUGAGGAUUUCAGUGAACUAAUGCACUCGCUAUUAAUUGAUGACGUCACAGAUGAUAUCUAAAACAACACUAAAUUGCCAUUACCCAUAUAUAGUCUGAAGGAACAUUUGCCUGUUCCCUCUACUGUCUUUCUCUACUAUUUCUGAAUGUUUUCACUUGUUUAUGUUGAAUAACCUUGAACAUCAAUUCCAAAUUAUUAAUGUUCAAUGUUAUCAUCAAGUAAGAGUAAUUGUCUUUGUACAAGUUAUUGUCUUUCCCAGCAAAGCUCACUUUGAAGAGAAUUUAUUGAUUUAAAGUGAGACUGGUGGUAAAGAUAAAAUCAUAUAACAGAAAGUCCACAUGAGUUCUCCUGUCCCCAAUCUGGUGCAGCAAAAUUGCUACAAAAAUUAUACUAAAGUCAAAUUUUAAUGUAUAUGUGUGCAUUCUGUAAAUGAUUUAUGUAAAUAUCUGUAAAUAAUGUUUAAAAGUUCAUUUGGGAAUCAUGUAAAUUUUUGUAUAUAUAAUA
Messenger RNA from Dendronephthya gigantea, 1619 nucleotides. RefSeq lists its product as uncharacterized. The record is from RefSeq and is a predicted model, not a curated record. The coding region runs from base 190 to 1176 and encodes 328 amino acids. Lineage: Eukaryota; Metazoa; Cnidaria; Anthozoa; Malacalcyonacea; Nephtheidae. The transcript has 2 exons.